GGCCCCGGAUGCAUGCGGGGUGAAGAUUGUAAAAGUUUGUUUGAAAAAAUUAAAAAACUUCCAUCUUUUUUUAAAGUGAUUGCCACACGAAAGAACCUGUUUCUCAAAAAAAGAUAUGGAAACGAAAAUUGUUUGACCGCAUCGGACGCGUUGCAUCAUGGGUAUUGCCCAAGGAAAGAUGAUGAGAUCAGUUUUGUCCUCGGAAAUGAUUGAAAGGGGUCCCGGUGAAUGGGGGGAGCGAGACACCUUUUAUGUUAGCUGCCCCUAUAUAAGGGCCCACUCUCUUCAGCUCUUCAGGAAAACUUCAUUCCUCUUUGGUAUUAAACAGAACGCUUAGCAUGAAGCUGUGGAUUGUAUUUUUAUUUGCGUUGCUGGCACUGGCAUCUGCAGCCGGUAAAUAUGGUGGUGGUGGCGGCCAUGGAGGAGGAGGUCGAGGUGGUGGCCUCGGAGGAUACCGUGGAGGUGGAGGAGGAGGCAAAUGGGGUGGUGGAGGUGGACAUGGCGGUGGCCUAGGAGGUUAUAGAGGAGGUGGAGGAAGUAAAUGGGGUGGCGGUGGAGGUAUGCGUGGCCACGGAGGUGGUGGAUACGGUGGCGGUGGAGGAUAUGGCAAAGGACAUAGAGGAGGUGGAGGAGGCUACGGAGGAGGUGGUGGAAAACGCGGAGGAGGAGGUGGAGGAUAUGGUGGAGGAGGAUAUGGAAAACAUGGUUAAAAGGAAAAGAAAGAGGGGAGAACUCACAUAGCCAAAAAACUUAAGAAAAGGAAGUGAACGUUAAGAUACACAAAGAAGCCUGUGCAGUCAACUAACGAAGAAAUGAGAUGAUUUUUUUUUUUAAUUACGUUUUAGUGUUUUUAAGAUCUACAAAUAAAACACAUGUUUUUAUUUUUACAAA
This is a messenger RNA of Parasteatoda tepidariorum (common house spider), 891 nucleotides long. The record is from RefSeq and is a predicted model, not a curated record. Lineage: Eukaryota; Metazoa; Arthropoda; Arachnida; Araneae; Theridiidae.